UUUGCAUAUGUAGUAUGUAUCAUAUACACGUAUAUGUGUAUGCGUAUGUGCUCAUCUUGCCGAGUGCUGAGCCAAUGUCGAGAUUAGCUAUCAUAAUGUCACGUGUCUCUGUGUCGACUUCAUUUUUGUUUUAUCACGUGAAAAGGAUGAAAAAAAUUAACUUUGUGGAAAAAUUUUGCUGAACAAUCUACGAGUAAACAGGUGAUGGGAAUAUGUGUUAGAAAAAUAUCUUGAUUAAGGCUAUACAAUCUGUAAAUUAAUAACUUAGGACUAUGUGAAGAUUUAUAAUAUUGUGUUUUUCAUCUGAAAUAAAUAAAAAAAAUUCACAGAAAGCAUUGUGUCUUCCAAAAGCGAUGAAUGCUGCAAUUGCAUUGUGUACUUUCUGUGAAAUGCAUGGACCUAAAGUAAUAUUUACCACACAAACGUAUCGUAAUUACGAUACACAAAAUAUAGAGAAAUUGAAAUUUUAUGGACCCAAAGAAGUGUUAAGACAGAGUCAUAAUUCUUUGGAGGAUGUACAGGAUGAAUGCGAGGGCUGUCAAAGUAUUGGAAAUGUCAAAUACUUGAGCAACGAACAUGAAACAAGAACAUCUUUUCUAUCUGCUCAACAAUCAUUGAUGCAAGAUAUUGGAAAUUUAUUAAAACAUGCUUGUAUUAGGAGUCUAAGCUGUGAAGUACAUCCUGGUAAAGAAGGUGUUUGCUACUUUGGAGAUGAGUACAGGGGGCAUGUUUUAAGUCAUACUUUUACAUUGAAAGAUGCCCAGGCAAGAGGAUUUAGGAGAUGGUGCAGUUUUAUUGUUUUCAUGAGAGAUAAACAAUUCUUGUUGAACAUGUGGCCAUUUUUAAUCGACAAUUUAAAGGAAGUAAUUAAAGAGCUGCAAGAUUUUGCAGAAAAAAAAUAUAAUGCAGAAGAAGCAGAAUGUCCACAGAGGGCAAUGAGGCUAACAACGGCAAACAGUGGAGCUGGUUGCCAUACUCCUAUAACCAAACAGUCCAGAACACUUACUGAUAUAACAAAUGAGAAGCAUGUUUUUGUAAGAAUUCAUAUGUGGCUAGUAUGGAUUCUUAGUGCUGGCGCAAGGCAUUUCAUAGAAAUUUUUCCAAUGAGUUUAUUAGACGAUGAACUUAAUUAUAAUUUUGAACAUCAAAUUGAAACUGAAGAAAAUUUUACUUUAGUAAACGCAAAAUUGCCAAUGAACUUAAAUCUUAACUCGGACAAUUCGGAAGUUUUGCCAGAAUUUGCAGAAAUCGCGGAAAAAUCUACCGCCGUAAUUUUACGAAAUUUGAAACAAAUAUUGGGAAAGGAUCAGUUUAGACAGCUACUGUAUUCCUGCCUAACUGGCGUGCAAGUCCUGGUAAGAGGCCCGAAAAUUCAAAGAUUGGAAUCUUUAUACGGACUUAGCAGUCUUAUACCAAGAGCAUGUCGAAGGGUAAAAACAGAAACAUUGGAAUACAUGGAUCCUGACACGUGUAAUUUUAUCGGCGUAGAUACCUCGGUAGCGAUUCCUUUACCUUGUGCAAGUGUAUGCAGGCUCGAUAUAAUACUCAAUGAGCACACACUCGAAAAUGCAAAAUCCCAUAUAGUUAAAUGGACCGGUACAUUACCACCAAAAUUACCGACCUUAUUAACAAAGAUUGAAAAAUCACUUGAUAAUGAGAAACUCGAAAAUUCAGUUCUCAAAGCACAUUUUGCAACUCUUUUGGAAGAAUGGGCCAAUAUCGCGAAAGUGGUUCACGCGAUGCGCGGACGAGGUCAUCAUGGUGAUCUCUCUGGACUCAUGCUCAGUUUGGGCGCUGGACCUCAGGAUAAAAAAUUGCUGGAUGCAUGGUCUAUGGGACUACCAUCUAAUCCAGCAUAGUCUCAUAAAAAUUUAAUGCGUUCUAUUGCAUGUAUAAUAUAUUAUAUAUUGUUGAAUAAUGUAAUAUUUAUUGCAGAUCGUAUAUUUCUCUAUUCAGAUUCCUCGUUUAUCCGAGAGGAAUGCUUAUGUGUGUUCAAGGUUGUGUCUUUUUUUAUUUAUGAUUAAAUUAAAAAAUAAAAACGAGAACUUUAA
Molecule: messenger RNA, 2051 nt
Organism: Cataglyphis hispanica
Lineage: Eukaryota; Metazoa; Arthropoda; Insecta; Hymenoptera; Formicidae
Product: folliculin
Exons: 8
Coding region: 354-1859 (501 amino acids)
Biological process (GO): negative regulation of transcription by RNA polymerase II; positive regulation of TORC1 signaling; positive regulation of transforming growth factor beta receptor signaling pathway
Cellular component (GO): cytosol
Molecular function (GO): GTPase activator activity
Source: RefSeq, a predicted model, not a curated record